AUGGCAGUGGUGGCACCACCGCCAAACGAUCGAAAGCGGGUCAAGGUCUAUGAAUUGAGAGAUAAUGACUGGUUUGAUAGAGGCACAGGCCUGUGCUCUGCCCAGGUCAUCGAUGACGAACCGAGAAUCUACGUGGAGUCGGAGGAUGAGCCAGAUCAUGAUUCCCUCUCCGAUGAUGCUCUCGAUUCCAGCUUCUCCAAUCCCAUAAUCCUUCCUGCCCCGGAACUUGGCAACCUGGCUGAGAUUGAGCAACGAAUACGACAAGCCAGCAUCGGUCCUGGACGAGAUUCGCUCACCAAAUUUUUAGUCCGAGAAGAAUAUCUCCUUAAACUUCUACCGCUGGUCAGCGACGCUGAGGACCUGGAAAGUCUUCCGGAUCUACAUCGAUUAUGUAAUAUUAUGAAAUCCAUCAUCCUGCUCAACGAUAAUACCCUAAUAGAACUCGUCGUGAGCGAUCAUGUUAUCAGUGGAGUCGUUGGCGCCCUUGAAUAUGACCCCGAUUUCCCAACCCAUAAAGCAAAUCAUCGUCAAUACCUUAACGAUCGCAGUCGAUACAAGGAGGUUGUCCCAAUCAAGGACCCCAUAAUUCUCCGCAAAAUCAGACACACCUGGAGGCUACAGUAUCUAAAGGAUGUUGUUCUCGCGCGAAUUCUCGAUGAUCCCACCUUUUCCGUGCUAAACUCCCUAAUAUUCUUCAACCAAGUUGAUAUCGUCCAGCACCUCCAAACCAACACGCCUUUCCUCAACGAACUUUUCUCUAUAUUCAACCCGAAAAACACAGACAACAAGAGAAAAGAAGACGCUGUGCAGUUCCUUCACCAAUGCGCAGCCAUUGCAAAAAACCUCCAAGCCCCGGCCCGCGCCAACCUCUUCGCAAACUUCAUAGGCCAUGGCCUCUUCUCAGUCAUCGCAUUUGCUGUGAAACACCCCAACCCCGCCCUGCGAACCACUGGCAUUGACAUCUUGGUUGCCCUACUGGACCACGACCCGCUCAUGAUUCGCGGAUACAUGCUGAAAGCUGUGAAUGAGCAUAAAGUGCCACUAACAGAUACACUCAUAGAUUUGCUGCAUGCGGAGACGGACUUGGGUGUUAAAAACCAACUGGCGGAUGCGAUUAAAGUUCUUUUGGAUCCACAAGUGCCCAUCCAGGAUCCGAUGAGUAGGGCUGGAGCAGAUUUCCUAACAAAACUGCGCUCACAGAAUCCAAUUCCCGAUACCUUCGUGCAGAACCACUUCGAUGAAUCUGCGAAAAGGCUCUUUUUGCCGUUGAAGAAGAUGGAGCCUAGGCAAUCGACCGCUUUGAAAUUUUUUCGCACUUUGAUAAGUUUACAAGAUACCUUUUACGUUGCCCAGAUGACCCACAACAACAUAUUCGAAUUAAUUCUAAACAUCGUCUAUGAAACCAUGCCGCGCGACAGCCUGCUAAACUCCGCAUGUCUGGAUCUCUUCGAAUUCGUGAAGCGCGAAAAUAUCAAAACUAUAAUCGUCCACGUUGUCGAGAAUUAUAGAGAUAUUCUCAAGAACAUCACGUAUGUUGACACAUUCCAGAAUCUGAUACUACGCUAUGAUCAACUACAGGGAUACGGAGUCGCGCCGGAUGUGACGUUGUUCAGCCAGGACGAAUCGGUGGGAACCCCGCGAAUGCUCAUCAAUGGUGGUCAGCGAUGGCAUGGUGUUAGGGAGAUGGAUGCCGCGGAGGAGGAGUACUUCGAUACCUCGGAUGACGAGGAAGAUGAGGUAUGCUUCUCGUCUCGUGAAUUUAAACAUGACGAAUGGGAGGGAGUUGGGCAAGAACAUGACAUGAGCGUCAAGUUCAGUCAGGCGCAUUGUUAUCGUGAUGGGACAUCGGUACUCAUUGUCGAUUGCCAACAGGACAAACCACAGCGGAUGGAUGCCACGGCGACGAAUGCGAAUGCGAAUGCGAACGUGAACCCGCCGACGGCUAUCGCGGUUAACGGAUCUGCGUCGCCUAUUGUCAAACCCUUGGUCGAUUACCCGGACGAUGACGACGAGGAGGACGUAAUGGAUAUAAAUGUCCAAAGUCAGCAACCGCAACAGACAGAACUCCAACCGUCAGACUCGCUAGCCAGCUCCAUUGAGCAAUCAGAACAACUACGACCGCAAACACAAACACAGUCCGAGCCAACCUCAACGACGUCACCAGACCGUUCCGCCACCCUCAGCCCACGUCUCCCCCCUUACCGCUACACAGAGAAACGCCGGCGCGAAGAAGACGAUGACGACGAUGAACUCGUCAAGUUAUCCUCGGGCACGAAACGGCGGAGCUCAAGCCUUAGCAGCAUCGGCUCAUCGGGAAGCAUCGGAAUUGGUAUUAGCUCAUUGAGAAAGAAGAAGAGUUUCUCCGGCGUGGGGAAGAAUGAUGAACGCGAGCGUGAGAGUGGCAAUUUUGAUGAUGGGACAGGGCCAAUGAAAUCUGCAGCGGCGGCAACGACCGUGACGACGACAACAACAACGACAGGAACAGGAACAGGGACUGCUGGUGCUGGUGUUGGCGCGGUCGGGAAGAAGAUUUCGAUUAAUCUGAACUUGUCGACAUUGAAAGCUGAUCCGGCUGGGGCCAAGAAAAGAACUGUGGGAACGGGAACGGGACCCGAGCUUGGAACCGGGACCGAACCCGGAACCCGAACGAGUCCGAAAGCGGGCAGGCCCACCGCAUCCACAUCCAUCACUGCUGGCGACGAAAGCGAUGAUGGUGGCGGUAGUGGCGGUGGUGGUGGUGGGGAUCAUGGAGGCCCCGAAGCCAGGGUUGAUGUCGAUACUAAAUAG
This is a messenger RNA of Histoplasma capsulatum G186AR, 2787 nucleotides long. RefSeq names its product DUF625 domain-containing protein. Lineage: Eukaryota; Fungi; Ascomycota; Eurotiomycetes; Onygenales; Ajellomycetaceae. Gene Ontology annotation, molecular function: protein phosphatase activator activity. Gene Ontology annotation, biological process: DNA damage response; protein dephosphorylation. Gene Ontology annotation, cellular component: nucleoplasm; protein phosphatase 4 complex. Bases 1 to 2787 code for a protein of 928 amino acids. The record is from RefSeq and is a predicted model, not a curated record. The transcript has 5 exons.